Molecule: messenger RNA, 886 nt
Organism: Bradysia coprophila
Lineage: Eukaryota; Metazoa; Arthropoda; Insecta; Diptera; Sciaridae
Molecular function (GO): N-acetyltransferase activity
Source: RefSeq, a predicted model, not a curated record
AUUCGCACAGUGAAAUGUCACAUUUAUUUACAUUUUGUCAUUAUUAAAUUCCAUCAGCUGUGUUUUGCUCGGUGAUUGCUGUGCUUCAGUUUACGAGCUGUAUUACUUUCUGAAUUGUAUUAUGGUUGAUUCGAAGGUAUUUGGUCGUUUUCAUAAUGAUGAGUACGAAAUAGUUUCCUAUUCAGACAAUUAUUGGGACCAGUGUGAUAAAGUGCUCAAUGAUGCCUUCUAUGACCUAGAGUAUGUGUGCAUUGGCUAUGGAAUUAAUCUUCCCGGAACGGAAGAGGUUCGCAAAGAACUUUCUACAUUGGUCAGAGAAACAACCAAAGACGGUGUGUCAUUACUGGCGAGAGAAAUUUCGACCGGCGAAAUUGUUGGAUUUUCUUUCAACAAACUACAGCCGAAACCAACAUCCGACGAAGUAUCAUUUUUCGAAAUUAUUCGAGAUCGAUGCCAGAACCCGACCAGCAAAGCAUACAUUCAAAUGAUGAUCGAUUGUGACAAGGAACUGGACUUAUUCGAUCAAUUCAAAACCGACUGUUUGAUGGAAUUGAUGUUCUUGGGAGUGACACCCACACACUGCCGAAAAUCCAUCGGGAAAACAUUGACCGACUACACCAUUCGAUUAGCGCUGGAACUUAAAAAUGGGAACGGUUUGGAUCGACUUCCUGCCAAUUUGAAAUCAGCUAGACCAACAAUUGUUACGUCACUUUUUGCUUCUAAAGUAUCACAAUCGAUAGGACGUAGCAUGGGCUUUGAAUUUUUUAAUCGAUUCCCUUACACCGAUAUCUGGUUCGAUGGAAAAUCGCUGGCAGAACGAAUAGGAACUGAUGAUGAAGCAACAAUUUUGUGUGUCAAAUUUUUGUAAAUUUUAAAUAAAAUUCAA